Fomitopsis serialis is the source of this 1494-nucleotide messenger RNA. Its product is annotated as NAD-P-binding protein. The coding region runs from base 468 to 1346 and encodes 292 amino acids. Gene Ontology annotation, molecular function: oxidoreductase activity. The transcript is spliced from 6 exons. The record is from RefSeq and is a predicted model, not a curated record. Lineage: Eukaryota; Fungi; Basidiomycota; Agaricomycetes; Polyporales; Fomitopsidaceae.
GAGCACGAACGAACACAUUCCUCGACGCGGCAUCGAUCCCUACGUUUGUCUAUCUGCUCGGAGUCGACGUCUUUUUCUUCACGAAACGGGCACACACGGCACAAUUAUACUUGUCUCCACACCAGGUCAUAAUGCUGCGUCGACCCGGAGCCCUUGGAUUCCCUUGGAUUCGCUGUUAUCACUUCAAGAGCUUUGUCAGGACUCGACUUGCGCCAUCCACUGUCCGCCGGUGUGCCGGCGCGAUGUCAUUCGUAACAGGAAAUCGCGAUGACCAAGAUAACUGCAAGAUAAGCUUACUAGUAGGAUAAGUAGUUGCCAGUGGCGCCGGCGCAGGGUGACGGUGCAUAUAUUGGGAUGGCGUGAACGAUAUACACCUACUUACCCACGUCGACGACUCGGACGCGACUCGGACAGGCUACUCUGCAUAUACCCCAAACUCGUCGCAAGUCAAUUCGGAAGUUACGGCGAUGGCCACACUAAGCGAUACUACGACCUUGUUCAGUGUGCAGGGACAGGUGGCAGUUGUCACGGGCGGCGCUACAGGGAUCGGGCUGAUGAUUGCCGCCGCUCUGGAGAACAACGGUGCGAUUGUGUACAUCGUUGGGCGUAGGAAGGAAGCUCUCGAGAAGGCGGCCAAGGAGCGUUCCAAACACGGGAAUAUCAUCCCCAUUCAGGGCGACAUCUCCUCUAAGGACUCUCUGAAGUCGGUCGCGGAGACGAUCAAGCAGAAGCACGGCUACAUCAACCUGCUCGUCAACAACGCAGGCGUGCUCCUCGCGCCGCAGCCCAAACUGCCGACGCCCGCCGACACCGGGAACGACAUCACCAAACUCCAAGAGAUCCUUUGGAACACGGAGACGCCCGAGACGUUCCGCACGACGUUCGACGUGAACGUUGCGGGCGUGUGGUUCACGACGCUCGCGUUCCUCGAGCUCCUGCAUGAGGGCAACAAGCGCUCGCUCGCGCCGGGCGGGUCGGGCGUGAGCUCCCAGGUCAUCACGAUCAGCAGCCUCGCGGCCCUGAGGAGGGACAGCGGAAUCUUCAGCCUGAGCUAUACGGUCAGCAAGGCAGCGGUGCUGCACUUGGGCAAGUUGAUGGCACACUACUUGAAAGACUGGAAGAUCAGGAGCAACAUCAUCAACCCGGGACUCUACCCCUCAGAGAUGGCAGAUGGUUUCAUUAGCGAGGACGCAAUCAAGGCGACCAUCCCGGUUGGUCGUGCGGGAUCGACGGACGAUAUGGCAGGCCUCGUCAUCUUCCUUGCGAGCAAGGCCGGGUCUUACAUCGACGGAGGCGUCCAUCUCACUGACGGAGGCAGGCUCUUAAGCAUGCCCUCCGUAUUUUAGUCACUGCAAAUGUAAUAAUGUCAGAUCACAGUAGACACAUUCUGUCAUCGGUGUUCAGUAGAGCAAAUUGACGCGGUGGAGACGCAUUGCCCGCUGACUGCUCGGCACCGUUGAUUCCAUCGAUCGCCAUGGUAGGCUUCUGUGCCUA